AUGAGUUCGUACCCAUUGCGAGCGCCAGUCCCUGUGGGAAAGAGAGCAAACAAGCUUUACAGAGACCGUACAGCCAACUUUUACUCGCGAGGACAAUGGGAGAAAGUCAAUUUGCUAUCAAUGAUGCACCUGGCAGUAUGCUCGCAGCCUCCGGAUCUCAAGCUUUCAGUCUGGAGUGGCCCCGGGCUCAGCCGACCCGCCUUCUCUGAGGCUACGAUAGAGGCGAAUGAUUACCGACCGACUCAGAUCGGGGACUCUUUUGGUCCCUCUUGGUCGACUCACUGGUUCAAAGUGCAGAUUCAGAUUUCGGAUAAGAUGCGCCAGAUGGAGCACCUCGAGCUACACUGGGAUUGCAGCAACGAAGCAACUGUAUGGAACGCUAAAGGCGAACCUCUUCAGGGUCUGACAGGCCGUGGCGAACGAAUUGAGUGGGUCAUUCCAGCGUCUUUCAAAGACGGAUUCGAGCAUACCAUCUUCAUCGAGAUGGCUUGUAACGGCAUGUUUGGGAAUGCCGCAGGUGACCCCAUCUUUAAGAACAAUGCCAAUGGAGGCGCAAUUCAACCGCCGGAUCCAGACAAGUACUUUGUCCUCACAAAGGCCGAGAUUGUUGCAGUGGAUUUGCAAGCUCGGAUGUUACACACGGAUAUCCAGGUUAUCCACCAAGCCUUACAAGAGUUCCCCGAGGAUUCGUGGGAACAGCACGAGGCUUUGAAUAUUGCGACCAGGAUCAUCAACACUUUUAGAUUCGGCGAUCGGGAGUCGAUUGUUCGUAGCCGAAGAAUUGCUGAGGAAUAUCUUGGGCCAGACGUCAACUCGGAAAAGGUCUUCGAUGCCAAUAGCGCAAAGAACGGUAGCGUGUUCGCUAUUGGGCAUUGCCAUAUUGAUACUUGUUGGCUGUGGCCGUGGGAGGAGACGAAACGCAAGGUGGUCCGCUCGUGGUCGAACCAGUGUGACUUGAUGGAUCGGUACCCGGAACUCAAUUUUGCUUGCUCACAGGCUCAACAGUUCAAGUGGCUCAAAGAGGGCUACCCCUACGCUUGGGAAAGGGUCAAGGCUAAAGUCGAGGCCGGCCAGUUCCAUCCCAUUGGUGGCUGCUGGAUAGAACACGACACUAACAUGCCCAGCGGCGAGUCCCUAAUUCGCCAAUUCUUGUUUGGUCAGCGAUUCUUCGAGAGUAACUUUGGACGUCGUUCGACAACUUGCUGGCUACCAGACACCUUUGGCCAGUCGAGCCAGAUCCCACAACUGUGCCGUCAAGCGGGGAUGAACAGAUUCCUCACUCAAAAGAUCUGCUUCAACAAUAUGAAUGAGUUUCCUCAUACAACAUUCAAUUGGGUUGCUCUUGACGGAAGUCAAGUUAUCUGUCACAUGCCGCCUGCGAAGACCUAUUGCGCAGACGCUACCUUUGGUGACGUCAAGCGCAGUAUGACACAGCACAGAUCGCUCGAUCAAGAUCAUACAUCUCUUCUCGUUUUUGGUAAGGGAGACGGCGGCGGCGGCCCUACCUGGCAACAAAUUGAAAGACUACGCCGACUCAGAGGCCUUUCUGACACCACCGGAUUGCUUCCCCGUGUUCACUCGGGUGGCACCCCCGAUGAUUUCUUUGACAAGCUUGAAAAGAAGGCUCAUACCUUCCCCACUUGGCACGGCGAACUCUACUUCGAGCUCCAUCGUGGAGUUUACACCACUCAAGCUCAGACCAAGUUCAACAAUAGGAAAGCAGAGAUUCUACUCAGAGACAUUGAGCUUCUGGCAACGAUUGCUUCCAUUGAAGAUGAUUCAUACAAGUACCCGAAGAAAGAACUCGAUGAGGUGUGGGAGGGCGUGCUUCUUUGUCAGUUCCAUGACUGUCUCCCCGGUACUGCCAUCGGCAUGUGUUACGAUGACUCUGACAAGCAUGGACAUCUCGAUAACGCGGCUACUCAGGUCUACGCGAACGUAUACCGCAUUGGCGAUAAACUGCUUCAAAGCGCCUACAAAGUGCUCCAUAUCAGUAAGGUUGAUGAAAAGAUUCCUGGAAUCGACAAGUUAGCUGCAUUGAACACGUUAGCCUGGCCUCGAAAGGAGAUCGUUGUCACGGAAGAUGGCAAAGGCAUGAUUGCACACGGUAAUGGAAAUGUCAUACCCACCGAGGAACCUUCAACUACCUCUGAGAAAAUGGUGUCAGUCAGGGAGGUAUCUGAAGGCAUAUUUGAGCUGGAGAACAGUCGUUUCACGGUCACAGUGGAAAAGGGUUGCAUCACCUCUCUAUAUGACCGCCGAGCCAAGCGUCAAGUCUUGUCAGGAAAGGCCAACCAGUUUGUCAUUUUCGACGACAAGCCGAUUUACUGGCAAGCCUGGGACGUUGAAGUUUUCCAUCUGGAAACCCGUGAAGAGCUCCAAAGCUCGAGAACAUCUGUCUCUGAGGACACGCCGCUCCGUGUUAGUGUUGUGACCGAGACCAAGAUUAGUGAUCUGAGCUCCAUCAAAACAACAAUCAGCCUCCCGGCUACAUUUGACGAUGACGGGAGCCAUUCGUACGUAGAAUGCACCGCGGAAGUUGACUGGCACGAGACGAUGAAGUUUCUCAAAGUGGAGUUUCCUGUCGAUAUCCGUCACCACGAAGCUUCAUAUGACACCCAAUUUGGCGUCAUUCGCCGGCCGACACACUACAACACUUCCUGGGAUAUGGCGAAGUUCGAAGUGUGUUGUCACAAGUACGCCGACUUAUCUGAGUAUGGAUAUGGCGUAUCUAUCCUAAACGAUAGUAAAUACGGAUUCGCCACGGUAGGCAACACGAUGCGACUGUCUCUUCUUCGGUCCUCCAAAGCACCCGAUGAUAAGGCCGACAUGGGCCGUCACACCAUCCGAUGGGCUAUACUACCUCACCAAGGCUCUCUGGGCCCUGAGACUGUGCGGGCAGCAUUCAACUUCAACAAUCCCCUCAAGUUCGUCUCAGUCUCCUCCAAGUCGCCGCUGCGUUCCUUCCCCGUCGCACUGAUGGGCGAUCAGAAUCUGGUGCUUGACACGAUCAAACGUGGCGACGAUGACGAGGAUGUCAGUCUGGGCGAGUUGUCAAACCGCCCUGGCAAGAGCAUCAUUAUUCGAAUUUACGAAAGCCUCGGUGGGCGUGGUAAGGGGCAGCUGAAAACCAAAUGGAAGCUCAGAAGCGUUCACAAGACCAACAUUCUCGAGGAUGACGAAGAUGGUAUUAUUCUUGACAAAAACAGCUUUGAAGUCGACCUUGGUCCGUUUCAGCUGCAAACUUACCGACUAGUACUAGACAUUUGA
Colletotrichum spaethianum is the source of this 3270-nucleotide messenger RNA. Its product is annotated as alpha-mannosidase. Gene Ontology annotation, cellular component: fungal-type vacuole membrane. The transcript has 7 exons. The record is from RefSeq and is a predicted model, not a curated record. Gene Ontology annotation, molecular function: alpha-mannosidase activity; carbohydrate binding. Gene Ontology annotation, biological process: mannose metabolic process; oligosaccharide catabolic process. The coding region runs from base 1 to 3270 and encodes 1089 amino acids. NCBI's taxonomy places the organism in Eukaryota, Fungi, Ascomycota, Sordariomycetes, Glomerellales, Glomerellaceae.